AUUCCGUCCUUUUGCCAUUUAAAACUCCUUCUGAUUGAUUUGAGCAAAGCUUACAACUUUCCUUCAUUCCUGUGCUUUCAAUUCUUCCAUUAAUCACUGCGGAAGUAUUUAUUUCUUCUUCUUUCCUUUUAAGCAUUAACGAGCUGUGAUGCAGUUGUAGGGUUCCUGUUGUUGAUCGAGCGCUAGAAAGAUGCAGAAUUUGGGUGAUUUCAAAUUGCCCCACUUCUUCAAUUACCCACCUUACUUCACUAUGCAGCCAGUUAGGGACACUCGAGAGAAACAAGUACAGCUCUGGAAGGAACUUAUCAUUGAUUAUUGUAAAACUCAGAAGAUAUUUGUGAUUGAAUUGGAACAAGAAUUUCCUUUGUUCUCUAAUCCUGUUAUUGAAAGAUCUCUGAGUCAUGAGGCUAGGGAAGCAUUUCUCUCUGCAUUAGUUUCAGAAGGCCGUGCAGAGUGGUUAGAUAAAGGACAUCGGAAAUGCCUCAUUCUGUGGCAUCGUAUUCAAGACUGGGCUGACAUUAUCUUACGUUUUGUGAAGGACAAUGGCUUAGAGGAUGAUGUCAUGACUAUUGAGGAAAUGCGCUCGGGAAUUGAAUCUCGGGGAACAGAGCUUCAUGGGAUAGAUCGGAUAAUUUUGAUGCGGGCAUUGAAGCUACUAGAACAUAAAGGGAAGCUUGCAAUCUUCAAGGGAACUUCAGCUGACGAUGAAGGUGUGAAGUUCUCCAUAUAAUGUUUAGCCUGCCGUAUUGUAGAGGAUAGUCUUUCUGGAUAUGUUCUCAAAUGUAGUGGUACCGAACUGCUCAUCACACUUUUUGUGAAUACUGUCAAACAAAUGAAUCGAGUGUUGGCUCUUUCUAGUUUCUAGAGUUACCCUUUUCUAUCAGUUCCCAACAGCAAUAAACUGAAGGCUCCCUUGUUAUUCCAGUUUAAUUUAAGCUUUUAAGAUGUCUGUUACUCUGAA
This is a messenger RNA of Ricinus communis (castor bean), 961 nucleotides long. Its product is annotated as vacuolar protein sorting-associated protein 25. NCBI's taxonomy places the organism in Eukaryota, Viridiplantae, Streptophyta, Magnoliopsida, Malpighiales, Euphorbiaceae. Gene Ontology annotation, molecular function: protein homodimerization activity; structural molecule activity. Gene Ontology annotation, biological process: protein transport to vacuole involved in ubiquitin-dependent protein catabolic process via the multivesicular body sorting pathway. Gene Ontology annotation, cellular component: ESCRT II complex. Bases 191 to 730 code for a protein of 179 amino acids. The record is from RefSeq and is a predicted model, not a curated record. The transcript is spliced from 7 exons.